AUGCAGCAACAGUCCCUCCGAGAGGUCGAGCCUUCACGAGAAGCGGAGAAUUGGCACAAGUCUCGAGCAAGCCGGCCACUACUGCUGCGCCUUCUGGGGGCUGCUCUGCUUUGCAUUCUGGUAUGGUGGAGUCUUGUUAAUGUGGUCUCAACAUCAUCCCGCCUGUCGUUCAAAGGCGGCUCCUCGGAUAAUGAUCUGGUCGGUGCUCAUGACCCGCCGCCGCAUCCGACUGCUCUGAUAGUGUCCGAAGCCUGGGCUAGCAACAAAUGGACUGUAUCAAUACCGCACAACGCCGGCUUCCCACUACGGCCCAAGCAGUAUGCGGAUAUAUGUACAGAGAGCCAGACCUUGCAAAAGAAACUCAUCGCAGGAUCGCGUGCAAGAACUCUCAGUGGCCUUCGCCGGCAACCUACUUAUUACACUGUGGACCACACGUUCGUGGAUAUUGGUGACGCCGAGCAGCGCGGCUUCUUACCCAGCACGCUUGACGCACCUGAUAACAUGUGCACCACCAGUCUGACGUUUCUGCUGGACACUGAGGACGCAAGCUUUGGAAAGUCUUUGCUUAUGCUCUGGCUCAGCUAUGGUCUGGCAAAGAAGGAAGGUCGGGCGUUCUUUGUGGACGAUACACGCUGGCCGUAUGGAGAGUAUACGUUUUUCUUCAUGCCGCCUCCAGACCAGGACUGCUCGCCACCACCAGCACACUACGUGGUACCGUGUCCACAUCAGGCCAAACAUUUGGUGGUGUCUGCUGCUACUGCUCCUUGGACAUUUGGACCUCUAUUCGAGCGCGAGUACAGUCGCCAACGGUAUCCCGGAAUUGAGAAACAGCAAGGCAUAUUUGACCUCAUAUGGACAGGCUAUGAGGAUCUUUUCUAUCUUAAUGAUGUGGAUGCUGGCUAUGCAGCGACUCAUUCAAUGAAGCUGCGAGCUCAAGCCAAAGCUCAUGGCGGCUCUGUCGUCGGCAUGCACAUCCGCCGCGGCGAUCUACAUCCGCGCGAGUAUCAGUAUAGCCGGGACUAUCUACCACUGGAGCGAUAUGGCAAUGCAGCCAAGACCUCAUUCCGAUCCCUGUUGCCCUCGGGAGAACACGAUAGCAAUGCUACCGGUGGCUCGGGAGACUUCAAUGCCCUCAUGGCAUACAUGAAUUCGCCUCUAGUACUGGCUUCAGACGACCCAGACAUCAUCAGCACUUCCGAGUUCUCGUCUGCCGUCUCACCUUUCAAAGCACAAAAAGCACAAGAACGGAUCCAGCUAGCCACCAAAGCUACACUCGACCUUAGCUCGCCGAAGAAAGACCUACGGGAGCCUGGAUCGGCAUAUGUUAAGCACGUGGACGAGAACUCUGGCUGGGAAGGCGGCUUCUUCAGCGCUCUCUUCUAUUCCAUCGGGAGUCUGGACAAGACUAAAGAUACUGGUGAUGAGCAAGAGAUACCGGAGCAGGCCUUACGCAUGCGUGAGCUGGUCGGUCGGGCAUACCUUCUCGACCUUGCUGUGCUUGGAGAGAGCGAUGCUGUUGUCUGUGCGGUUAGUAGUGCGGGUUGUCGUGUGCUGGCUGUUAUGAUGGGCUGGGAUGCUGUCAAGGAGGGACGAUGGGUGAAUGUAGAUGACCACAGGCCCUGGACCUGGACAUGA
Recurvomyces mirabilis is the source of this 1635-nucleotide messenger RNA. RefSeq lists its product as uncharacterized. Gene Ontology annotation, molecular function: alpha-(1->6)-fucosyltransferase activity. The record is from RefSeq and is a predicted model, not a curated record. Bases 1 to 1635 code for a protein of 544 amino acids. NCBI's taxonomy places the organism in Eukaryota, Fungi, Ascomycota, Dothideomycetes, Mycosphaerellales, Teratosphaeriaceae. The transcript is spliced from 2 exons. Gene Ontology annotation, biological process: protein N-linked glycosylation.